UGACGCUUUUCCAACAUUGACAAGAAUUGUUUAAUGGCGGAACGAACGCUCGAGAGCCGGCUUUGAGAGAAAUAUCUUCAACAUUUGGGAAAUAUUUCAUCAUAAUUUUACGGAUUGAGAUCUGCCUUUUUACGAGUGUUCUACUUCAAGUGACUCUAGGAAGAGGAUCGUCAGGUGAAGCGAUCAAAUCAAAUAAAUAGAAGUAAAUCACACAGAAAGGUAGUUUUAUAAGGAACAAAAAGAUGGGAGCGCGACAGAGCAAAAGGUCCGUUGACAUAACGACAACGCCGAAAAAGGAGGGUUUACCUGCCGAAGGUAGCGUAGGUGAUGCUGCAGCACCAGGUGAUGGUAAAUUGGAGAGGAUCGAGGAGGCUGACACAAAACCAACCACCAAUGGAAUUGGUCCGCACACAGAAACUGUUGAGGAGAAAAAUCAAGAUGAAGCAACUGAGAAAGACAAGGAGGAGGUGAAAUCUGAGGAGACGAAAGCAGAAACACCAGCUGAUGCUCCUGCAGAGGCUGCUGAGGUAACAACACCAACUGAAGCCACUCCUGCCAGUCAAAAUACAGCCACAUCGCCUGAAAGCAAGGAAACCAAAAAGAAAGAUAAAUCAAAGAAGCACAAAUUCUCCUUCAGGACAUUCAGCUUCGGUAAAAAAGAUAAGACCAAACCAGCACGAGAGGACACACCCAAGAACGGAGAUGUCACUAAGGAAGAACCCCUGGUGGAGGGUGGUGAGGAGGCAGAAAAUGCGGCAGCGAGCAGUCCGAUUGACAAGUCCGAAGUGAGCAGUCCAGUUGAAAGUGAAGCCGCCCCAGCGAAGGCGACGGAAGCUAAGGAAAUGGAGAAGCCCGCUGAAGAAAAGAAAGACGAGGCUACCUCUGUGGAAAAGGAAAAGCCCGCUGAGAAAGUCGAGAUCGCUGAUAAAGUUGAGGUCAGUGGAGAAGAUGCAACGGCCCAUCACACAGAGCCAAUUGCAACGCCGUCUAUCAUUGAGAGGAAAACCAGUGAGGAUCUCCCAUCCCGUUUCCCAUCCAGUCCUCCUCCAACGCCAAUUGAUCCUUCACCAUUGCAACAGGCUCAGCAAGCAGCGGCAAGCGCCACGGCCCUUGCCGAGGCACUCAAGCUUCCUGCCGAGGCUGCCAGCAAUAAUCAACAAUCCAUCUUAUUGUCGUUUGACGAGCACACUGACACUCCCAAAGAAUCAAUAAUCGCGAACAUCCCUCCAACAACUAUCGUUGACGAAAUUCAAGAGAUUGUCCAAGAAUCCAAGAAGCAUGUUCUCGAAUCAAUGAAAGUCCAAGAAAUUAACGAGGCACAAAAAAUUAGUGACAAUAAUCCCACAAUUGACAAUCAAGACAGUCCAUCUGUUAUUGAGAUUGAAAAUAAUGCCAAAGAAAUUAUUGAAACCAAAAAUGACGAAAUUGAAAAAAUUCAAGAUUUGGUAAUUGAGACCGAGGAGGGUCCAAUUCCAAUUAGCGACAAUGAUAUUGUUUUUGAGGCGAAACCGGCAAUGAUCAUACCCGAGGAUAAAAAAGUUGAAAUUCUCCUCGACGUUGGCGAAAUAAAAGACGAAAUAUCAAGCACAACUGUUUCUGAUCAAAUGUUUGCGGCCGGUGAAUCAAUAAAAAUCCCCGCUAUCGAACAAACAGAGCUGACAAGUGCAAGCGAACCCACCGUCAUUGGAAGAAUUAACGAAGAAAUUCUUGACGAGAUUCCACCACCUCUGCCUGAUUCGCCAGCUCCCGCCCUUCAGGAAACAUCCAAAUUUCUCAACUUCAUGAACGCCGAAAUUCCGCCUCUAGAUUUACCAGAACAAAUUCCAGAAUCCCUUAUUGAAACCGAAAUUUCUGAAUCAAUCCUUAAUAAUCAGGAGCCAAAAAUUCAAGAUUCAAUUCAACCCACAGAGAAUCAUGAAACUCUCAAUGAUCUCGAAAUUCAUGAUAAUGAAAAAAAUCCCGCGUGUGCCCAGGUUGACGACAUAUCCGACUCGUUUGAUCUUCCUCCUGUAAUAACGAUACCACAAGAAUUGGUAAAGUGCGAGGAAGAUUCCUUCACCUAUCCACUUCCUCCGGAUGAUGUGUCGUCCGUUCAAAUUCCGGCCGCGAGGCAAGAAUCCACGAGAAUCCCAGUGGACUCCAUUCUUACACCUCCUCAGAGUCCAAAUAAUCCUGGUAGUGUCAUCAGUUGCACGAUUACGGCAACGACGAGAACGUGCAAUCGAGAAUUGGAGCCAAUAUCGGACAAUAAUUCAAUGAUGAUGGAGAGAUUGGCCGACAAUGAAACUCAAGCGAGUCAAUUGUCAAAUGGCCACGUCGCAGCCGAUGAUCAUCAGAGCAUUUCCGAGCCCGAAGCUCCAGUGGAAAACAAUGUUUCGGCAAAUGAGGUCAGCACGACAGAAAGCGCUGAUGAAGCUCCAAAGGUGCCACCACCUGCAGUGCCAGUCGAAGUGACUGUAGCACCAGCUCUCGCGCCUGUUAUCACCGAAGAUGUUGCCUCUGUUACCAAGGCAAUUGAAGAGAUUGACAUCACCGAAAAAGCCGUUGCUGCUGCAGUUAAAGAAGCUAUUGAAAAUUCUAAUGCUAAUGAAAUCGUUAUCGACUCGAACCACCAAAGUCGUUUGAAUGAAUAAAAAGCGUCCCUAACCGAAUUGUAUUUUGGGAAGAAGAAAGUUCUUUUCUCUCUCUCCUUAAAACCAAAAAAGUAUAUUAUAUAGAUAUGUAUAUUUGGACCAUUCCUGCAACUAAACCGAAAAAAUAACGUUCUUUCGUUACAAAGCAGCAAACAAAAAAAAAAAAAAUAAAAUAAAAAAAAAGAAGAGAAGGCGACGCCAACGACGAUAAUACAUAAAAACCGCGACACCACGCGAGAGCAUACAGAUUAUUAGUAGGCCUAUUAAUUGUUAUAUGGCAUUUGACAGCGAAUGAUUACUGAUGAAAUAAAGCUGCGACAGCAAUGGUUGAGUUAUUAAUAAAUAAAAGAAAAUUAAUAGCCGGCGAUCGAUUAAAACAGAAAAAUAGUCGUUCGCGCGGUCGCUCGAGUGGUGAUUCGUUAUUUCGUGAGCCAUCGCGACGAUUGAAGAGUUUUUUACUGGGCCGUGCCCAGCGGCAGGUGGUUAUUAAUGUAAUUGUCCUGCAAAUGUAGAAAUUUUACAAGUGUCAUUAAUUGUUAUUAAGCUAAGAUUUAAAAAAAAAAAAUAAAAAAAAAAACGAAGACCAUUUACGUGGCGGGCGAGCGAACAAAGGCGAUGAUUAAUUUUCAGAGACGUGAUGAUCGGAAUGUAUCCCCCCUCACCCAAAAAAAAAAAAAGAAAUUUCAUCGUCUACUCCGCGGGGAAAUACUCAAAAUGGGGCGAUAAAAAAAAAACCCUCCCGUUACUACAUUACUGUUAACAAAGAAAAAUAAUAUGAAAAAAAAGAAGCUUACAAAAAAAAAAAAUACAAUCUUGUGGUCUUUUUGUGUAAAUGUAAGAAAGAAUGUGCAAGAGUAAGAGAUAGAAAGAAGAGAGAAAAUUUGAAAUAUCUAAGUGUUGAAGAAAUGGUGAGAAUCGGUCGAGAACGAAAGAAUAACGAGAGAAUGAGUGAGUGAUUGAUUAUAUUGUCAGGAGAGAGAGAGAGAGAGAGAGAGAGAGAGAGAGAGAGAGAGAGAGAGAGAGAGAGAGAGAGAGAGAGAGAGAGAGAGAGAGAGAGAGAGAGAAAGCGCGCGAGCGAAUGGAAAAAAAAGUCAUUUAAAUGCAUCGAGUACGAUUCACAUUGCGAUUUUUCCUAUGAUUAUAUUGUUCGUGAUUUCUUUUGCGAUCCUUUGUCUUCUUUUUGUAAUUUGUAAAAUGAAAAGAUUUUAAACGUCGUAACGAGGAAAUUACCGCACACACAUUACCCACACGUAAAAAAAAAAAAACAAAACAAGAAUUAUUGGACGAAUUCUAAGCACACAAACACAAAAAAAAAAAUUUUUUUUUUUUAAAAUAAAACAGUACACUUACCACUGAAGACAUUUUUGAAAUAAGAUAAGUAAGUCGAGCAGCGUAAGUGAUAUAAAUAUAUAUAAAUAUAUCUAGAUAUAGAAGAUGCAUUUGUGUAAAUUCGGCGUUUGUUCGAAAUGCUACUUCUCCAUACGAGAAUCGCUUACGACGAACUAUCGCGUAAUUUUAUGAUAAUCAAUUUAAAAUAUCGCCUAACUACGAUAACAAAAGAAAAAAGUAAAAAAAAAAAAAAAAAAAAAAAUAGACCCGCACAACAAACUGAAAUGGUAAAAAACAAACCUUUUUCAACUUUUCAUACAACGUUUUCUACGUUUAUACGGAUCUCCAAAAAAGUAAAUUAAUGACUUAAAAGAAUUCAUCUUUUUUUUUUUUUUUUUUUUAAUUUUUUUUAAAUAUUUAAUGGUCGUAGGCGUGUAGAUUAUCAAAGUUUUUAAAAACGUGAAAACGCAUAUACGUAUAUGCCACGGAUCUGAAUAUUUCUAAGUGUUAGACGAGCGCAAAGGUCAUUAAUGCCUAUGACCGACAUUGAUUUUAUACGAUAUAUAUUAAUUAUUAAGAGAAAAAGAAAAUAAUAAAAUUAAACAAAAGUUGUAUAGUAAACCUUAUUCGUAUGGAAUUUCAUUCAAGUAAUUAUCUGUGAAAUGAAUAUAUUUACAACGAACAAAAGAAGAAAAAAAAAAAAAAAAAAAAAAAGAGGAGAAAGAAGAAAGAGACAGUCGUUUUCUCGAGGAACAGAUUUUAAACGACGAAUAAUGAAAAAAAAAAAAAAUAGGCGCGUGGUCUCUUUAUCGUUUCGAUUCUCGGACCCCGACCGAUUUGUGCACCUAACGCUACCGAUCGUCAUCCUUUUUGAAAUGUUUUCAUAAUCAGUGCAUUUUGUUGUAUUUUCCAUAUUAAUAUUUGAAAAUCAUUCUACGACUCGAUGCACUGAUUGAAAACAAUUCAAAUAGAAAAAAAAAAAAAAAUAUAGUCUUCAGCAUCUUUCAUCAACAGUUGUAAUAGUAAUUAAACUAUUCUACAUUUAUCUAUAACCUAUAAUAAACUGUGAAACAAGUGUA
This is a messenger RNA of Leptopilina boulardi, 5041 nucleotides long. Its product is annotated as A-kinase anchor protein 200-like. The record is from RefSeq and is a predicted model, not a curated record. The transcript has 9 exons. NCBI's taxonomy places the organism in Eukaryota, Metazoa, Arthropoda, Insecta, Hymenoptera, Figitidae. Bases 243 to 2633 code for a protein of 796 amino acids.